AUGCACCUCUGUGGGGGGGAAGGGCUGCUGACCGGGACGGACCCGGAGGGGCAGCAGCGGCAGCUGAAGAAGAAACAGGAGAACCGGGCAUCUGCCCAGCGCAGCCGGAGGAGGCACACGGACAAGGCGGACGCCCUGCACCAGCAGCACGAGUCCCUGGAGAAACACAACCAUGCUCUGCGGAAGGAGAUCCAGGGCCUGCGGGCGGAGCUGGCGUGGUGGGGUCGGACCCUGCACAUGCACGAGCGCCUGUGCCUGAUGGGCUGUGCCUCCUGCUCGGCUCCUCUGCCCCCUGGCUGCUGGGGCCAGGCCAGGCGGCCCCUCGGCCCCGAGCCUCACAGGCAGCAUGGCUGCCAGGAGCAACCAGGCCUGUUCCAGACCCCAGUCUCCUCUCCCCCGGCUCAGCAACUCUCUCCACACCCGCAGCCUCGUGGCUCCCCUGGCCUCCUGUCCCCUCUGCCCUGGCUGUCCCCGAGCCCCACCCAAUCUGCGUCGCCCUCUGGCUCCAGCGUAUUGGCACCUUCCUCCAAGCUCAAAGCCCCCCCGCCCCACUCAUCAGCCCAACCUGCCCCUCACCAGCCCCGUGGGCCCGAGCACCUCAGCAGGGGGAAGCUGGUGCCCUCCCCGCUCAGCCCCUCGGCUGCUCUGGGGCUGGCCUGCCUGCAGGACCUGGAGCACAAGCCUGCUUUCUCAGCAGCAGACCAGCCCGGGCUGGGUGUGGACCUCGGCCCCCACCCGCUCCAGGCCUUCCCCCUGCUCUCCUCUGCUCAAGUCCACUUCUGACCCGGCCCCUGGAGCUGGGCUGGCCCUUCCUCAGGCUCAGGAAGCGGCCUUGGCACAGAGUCUCCUCCACGGCCCCCAGAGGCUGCCCUUCCGGGCCGACCAGCUGGCCCAGGACUUCCCAGGAAAAGGAAGCCGGCAUCGUGUGCCCGUCGCCGACCAGGCCCUGUCACCACAGCUCUCUUAUCUCAACUCCAUGGUCAUCCUGCAAAGUCCAGAUGAUCACUUUUUCAGAGAAGCAGACAGAAGUUCAGAGAAGGCAACGACUUGUCCAAGGUCACACAGCCUUUCUUGGGGCCCAAAACGCCACUCUCUGCCCCUUCCUCUGCUGGUGGGAUCCUGGCCCGGGCACCGUAGGGGCUGAAGUCCCAGGAACUGCAGGCUGGUGUGAGGAUGUUUAAGUGCUGGGAGCAGGGAGGAGCUCUCCCUUCCACUUUAUGAUUCCCAGGGCCACAGAGCGCUGAGUCCCUGAAACCUUGUCCUAACGAGGGGGUCCAGAGUCCAAGCCUGGGCGGGGGAGAAGCCUGGCGGGAGCCUGGAGGGGACUCUUUCUUCCGCUAGCAGGGUUUUCAGUUUCAGAACUGAACCUGGGGGGAGGGGAGGUUGGGGAGAAGCCUGGAAGUCUCCCCUGGGGUUUCUGCAGGUGAGGUGCCUAUAGGCAUACGAAGACCUGGGGAAAUGCUGCAGGGUCAGCUUUCCAGGCUUUUCCCAAAUAGUUCCCUGCCUCCCUCCUGCCCCCAAGGCCACGUGGGGGCGGGGUGUGAUGUCCUGAGAGCCCUGCACAUUGUGCACAACAGGCUGGAGGAAAGAGUGAGGGAAGGGCCGGGUGCAGGGUUCUGUUGAAGCAAGUGCUGGACCCGAACCUGAACCCGGCAGUAGAGAGACCUGUCUUCUUCAGCACCACCCCAUCCUUGUGCCGCCCCAGGCCCCUCUGACAGUGGCCCUCAUUGUUCUUUGGUC
Eptesicus fuscus (big brown bat) is the source of this 1740-nucleotide messenger RNA. It is a transcript of the gene BATF2, whose product is annotated as basic leucine zipper ATF-like transcription factor 2. Bases 1 to 783 code for a protein of 260 amino acids. The record is from RefSeq and is a predicted model, not a curated record. Gene Ontology annotation, biological process: regulation of transcription by RNA polymerase II. Gene Ontology annotation, cellular component: nucleus. Lineage: Eukaryota; Metazoa; Chordata; Mammalia; Chiroptera; Vespertilionidae. The transcript has 3 exons. Gene Ontology annotation, molecular function: RNA polymerase II cis-regulatory region sequence-specific DNA binding; DNA-binding transcription factor activity, RNA polymerase II-specific.